AUGGCCCGGGAGCCGGGCCUCGCGCUGCCGUCGCUCCCGCUGCCGCUGCUGCUGUUGCUGCUCCUGGCGGCGGCGACCGGCCCUGCGGCCGCGCAGGACAACUGCACGUGCGCCACCAAUAAGAUGACCCUGUGCCGCGCGGACGGCCCCGGCGGCCGCUGCCAGUGCCGCGCGCUGGGCUCGGGCUUCCCGGUGGACUGCUCCACGCUGACUUCCAAGUGCCUGCUGCUCAAGGCGCGCAUGAGCACCCCCAAGAGCGGCCGCGCGCUCGUGCGGCCCAGCGAGCACGCGCUCGUGGACAACGACGGCCUGUACGACCCCGACUGCGACCACGAGGGCCGCUUCAAGGCCCGCCAGUGCAACCAGACGUCGGUGUGCUGGUGCGUGAACUCGGUGGGCGUGCGCCGCACGGACAAGGGCGACCUGAGUCUGCGCUGCGACGAGCUGGUGCGCACCCACCACAUCCUCAUCGACUUGCGCCACCGCCCGGCCGCCCGCGCCUUCAACCAUUCGGACCUGGACGCCGAGCUGCGGCGGCUCUUCCGUGAGCGCUACAGGCUGCACCCCAGGUUCGUGGCGGCCGUGCACUACGAGCGGCCCACCAUCCAGAUCGAGCUCCGGCAGAACGCGUCCGAGAAGGCCCCCGGCGACGUGGACAUCGCCGACGCCGCCUACUACUUCGAGAGAGACGUCAAGGGCGAAUCGCUGUUCCCGGGUCGCGGCGGCCUCGACGUGCGCGUGCGCGGCGAGCCCCUCCUAGUGGAGAGGACGCUCAUCUACUACCUGGACGAGAAGCCCCCAGAGUUCUCCAUGAAGCGCCUCACGGCCGGCCUCAUCGCCGUCAUCGUGGUGGUCGUGGUGGCCCUCGUCGCCGGCGUGGCCGUCCUGGUGAUCACCAACCGGAGGAAGUCGGGGAAGUACAAGAAGGUGGAGGUCAAAGAACUGGGGGAGUUGAGAAAGGAACCGAGCUUGUAG
Messenger RNA from Puma concolor (puma), 975 nucleotides. It is a transcript of the gene TACSTD2, whose product is annotated as tumor associated calcium signal transducer 2. Gene Ontology annotation, cellular component: nucleus; membrane. Gene Ontology annotation, biological process: positive regulation of stem cell differentiation. The record is from RefSeq and is a predicted model, not a curated record. Lineage: Eukaryota; Metazoa; Chordata; Mammalia; Carnivora; Felidae.